This is a messenger RNA of Camelina sativa (false flax), 375 nucleotides long. Lineage: Eukaryota; Viridiplantae; Streptophyta; Magnoliopsida; Brassicales; Brassicaceae. The record is from RefSeq and is a predicted model, not a curated record.
UCAAAAUAAACCUCAAAAGGAUUCAUCUCCAACCACAUCUCUCAAGGAAACAUGAAAACGGGAAUGGUUUUAGUGUUGCUUACAGUUUUCAUGGCUGUGAUGUCUUCUACAAGGGUCUCUGCUCAGUUGAACUGCAAAAACCUGAUCACGGGACUGGUUCCGUGUAUUCGCUACCUGACUAAUCCUACCUCUCUUGUUAAUCCGUCCUGCUGUGCGUCGAUGCGUAGAGUAUCCCAAAAUUCUCGUGACUGUUUUUGUCUAUUCCUCAACAAUGGCUUGAAUCUCCCUAUGAAUUUUAUCCAAACACGAAUUCCUGGUCUGCCAUUGGCUUGUGGAGUUUCCACUGGGUGUAACAUUAAGGGAACAGGAAAUUGA